Myripristis murdjan (pinecone soldierfish) is the source of this 7214-nucleotide messenger RNA. Its product is annotated as dehydrogenase/reductase SDR family member on chromosome X-like. The transcript has 8 exons. NCBI's taxonomy places the organism in Eukaryota, Metazoa, Chordata, Actinopteri, Holocentriformes, Holocentridae. The coding region runs from base 251 to 1225 and encodes 324 amino acids. The record is from RefSeq and is a predicted model, not a curated record.
CUCCACUUUAAGACAGGGCACUCACACAUGAGAGGAACAAAAUGUGACAUAUCCCAGCAUAGCCAAGUCAAGACAAGUCACUUUUACUGGAACUGAAUGGAGCCCUGCUAGGUGUCUGCCUCGGGAGGGAAGGAGAGAAGGACGGCAGGCUUCAUAUCGGAACGCGGCCCGAAACAGACGCGGAACUGCGCCGCUGGUCCGCUGUUCCUCCCGGCCACCGGACACUGAACCCCUCCGGAGAGAGACCAUCAUGUCGUUUCUGUCUUAUAUUCUACCGAUUAUCAAGAUUUACCUCGUCGGCUUGAAGGUGCUGCUGGUCCAGAUGUUCAGCAGAGCUUUCAGGCUGCCAGCGAUGCCCAGACAGGAUGGCAGGGUUGCCAUAGUGACAGGGGGAGCCAGGGGAAUCGGCUAUGAGGUGGUCCGCCACAUGGCCGGCUUGGGGGCACGUGUUAUCAUAGGAGGAAGGGACGAGCAAGAGGGUCUGACAGCGGUCAGAAGGAUCCGUGAAGAGUACAGAGAGGCCAAAGUGGAGUUUGAACAGCUGGACCUCGCCUCGCUGCAGUCCGUGCGCCGAUUCGUCCAGAGGUUCAAGGGGCGGGGCCUGCCGCUAAACAUCCUGAUCAAUAAUGCGGGUGUUAUGUUGGUUCCCGAGGGCCGUACUGAAGAUGGGUUUGAGCAGCACCUGGGGGUCAACUACUUAGGCCACCUCCUGUUGACGUGGCUGCUCCUGGACACACUGAAGGAUUGUGGGAAACGUAGUUCCUGCUCCCGCGUGGUCAACGUCUCCUCGUCCGCGCACCGUGCCGGCCGGAUCCGACUAGACGACCUGAAUGGCAGCCGGUGUUACUCGGCCCACGGCGCCUACUGUCAGAGCAAGCUGGCCCUGCUGCUGUUCUCCUCCCGGCUGCACGACGAGCUGCAGGACGGAGGCUUCGCCGUGACCUCCUGCGCCGUGGACCCCGGCAUGGUGGACACGGCUCUGUACCGACACUUGUGGUCGCCGCUCCGCCUGGCACAGAGCGCCGUCGCCCGCCUGCUGUUCAGGACUCCUGUAGAGGGCGCUGCCACCGUGCUCUACACCGCCCUCUCGCCCGCCUUGGAGGGGGAGAGGGGCGGCGGCUACUGGUCCAACGGGCGCCGAGAGCCGACCUCCCCGCCGACCUUUGACCCCGCCCUGCAGCUGGGCCUGAGGGAGGCCAGCCGCCGCCUGCUGGGCCUGCAGUAGCCCCGCCUCCGCCCGACCUCCCCCUCGCGCCCUUUUACCUCCAUCCACGUCCCAACAACAACAACAACAACAGCCAUUCACGUUGAUGACCUCACAUCCGCCGCCAGCUUGUGAUUGGCUGAUUCGGAGUGAAGACCCGCCCCUUUUUCUCUCUUUCCCUCUCUCUCUCUCGUUGUUUCAGAGACGCCGUCGAAGGGCUACAGGGGAGAGAAGACUUUUAUUUUCCUCACUGUGAGCAGGCGCGCACACACACACACACACACACACACACACACAGUAAAUUUCGACCUAUAUUUCAGUUCACCACUUUGCCGAUUGGCUUUUUAUUACAAAUCAAUCAGAAGCUGGUAUGACUUUAUUGUCAUUUUACCGUCAGUUGCCCACCUGAAAGACCCUCCUGAUGAUCUGAGGUGUCUCUAAAUCCAGAGGCUUUCACACCCCGACAUGAGCACAACUCUGCAGUAAAAUCCUGAAUCUGCCUCAUAUUUUGGCCACGAAUUCGCUGACGCUCGACUGAAAUGGAGAUUCUGCCCGAGAUUAAUAUCUGACACCGAGAAUCUGAGAGUAACGUGUCAGGAAUCGAGGGAAACGUGUGUUAAUGGCACACAAACGCCUGUAUUUCUCACAGAUAUCAGUUGUUUUGUCCCGUGACCCCAAACUGGUUUCAAACUCGUCGUCAGCGUCGGCGUUUAGAAAGUCGAAUAUUUUCAUCCUCGAUCUGAACGUUUUAAAGUCCCUGUGAAACGACUCCGCCGUGACCUCCACUUCCUGUGAACCAGAGCGUCUCGAGUCGUGACAUCAUCCUGCAUUAGUGGCUGUAAAUUCAGAUUUUACCCACAAAUCCUCUCAUCCACCUCACCCCCUUCCCUUCAAAAUAAAACCUGAGAUCCUGCUGGUUUGCACUGAUUCAACAGGAACUAAUUAAGAAAGUAAAAGUCCAUUUCAUGGGGUCUUUAAACAUUAUUGGCUUCCUGUAGCUUCAAUCGGCAAACGUCAGUAUCGGUGUCGGCGUGAAAAAAUGCUAAUCGGUCUAACAUAUUCAAACACACACACACACACACACACACACACACACAUUCAUACACACUGAUAUUGACCUGGUCUCUUGGAUUUGAAAACCAAGAAAUGUCAUCGGCGUGCAUCGUGGAGGCAGAGCUGUCUCGGUGUGACGUUGGGAGCGCUUGAUUUUUACCCGACGGCCGCUCCACGCCGCUCUUGUUUGCUGAAUCGCAGCGAGGGAAGCAUCCGCCGCUGCUCCGGGUUUUGCACCGACGCCCCUGCUGCUGCAGACUUUCACAGACAAAACUGAGGGGUUUCAGCUUAACAGCUUAACAAAAAACAAACAAAAACAAAAAAACAAACAGGAAGUUGCUCCGUGUGCAAGCCGCCCCCAGAAUUGGAAUAAUCUCCCGUCCGGACCCUGCAGCCAUCAGGCGCUCCGAGUUUCCUCCAGCCAGGAUUUCCGGACAUUUUUUUCCUGUUCUCCGUUGUUGUGGUCGAUCCCGUUUCCCCCUCUGUGCUCUGUGCUCAUCUUUUUACUGUGUCUCUGGUACAUGUAUGCGGGUGUGUGUGUGUGUAUGAGUGCAUGUGUGUGUGUGUGUUUUAUGCACAUGAAUUAAGAAUGGACUCGGUUCCUGUUGAAGGAGAGCACAACACCGCUCGAGGAGACGGAAACAGAAAAAAAGAGAAAGAGCUCAAGUGGGUGUUUAUUUUUCUUUCUUUCUUUUUUUUUUUUUUUUCGAUUUUCAAGCGCUCUCUAUUGCUGCUGCUGCUGCUGCUGCUGCUGCUGCUGCUGCUUUCUCAUUUGGCCCCGCUCCCAGUGCAUUGUGGGAUUGCGAUUUCCCCAGUGGUGAGAAUCAAACUCCAUCUGCUGAAUUAACACGCACACACAUGCACAUACACACACCAGAAAACAGUACAUCCAGGCACAGGCUUAUCUAAACAAGCACACGGCAAACAAACACUUCUGUCUCUCAUGUGGGAAAAUACUCACACACACACACACAUGCACACACACACACACACACACACAUUGCACCAUAAUGCCAUCUCCACUGUGAUUAAACCAUUUUUGCUGUGAAGAUGAGAAGUUCUACACUAACAUCAGUUCUGGACAGGAAUCCUGCGUUCCCUCGCCCGUCACUGCCGUCUGGGUGUAGUUUGGGGUAUUUUGGACGCUCAGCAUACUUUAAUACGAUAAUUAUCUACCGUAUGUGAAGCAAUAGUAUCACUGUGGUUGCUCGUGCAGCCGGUAGCACAGAGCCAGACGCUGAAGAUGGACGCACAGCCGUGCAGGUGUGAUAAUCUCACGCUCCCGCCGCUCUGUGAUAAGGUUUACAUGGUGGACGACUUUCUCUUUUCCCUUUUUUUUUUUUUUUUUUUUUGUCCCUUUAGCCGGGCGAUGCGACUCACGCUUGUAUAUAUUUCCUCAGAAACCGUGGAGGAUCCUGCCACUUUGCAAACAGGUUUGUUGGUGCUAGAGGGCAGCGAGAGUAACUCUGACCCCCCCCCCGAAUGAAUGAAUGAAAACACUGUCAGCCUCGGGGUUCUCAAAGCUCCCGUGUGGUGGGACUUCAGUUUUUUCCUCCGGUUAUCCAUGCACGGUCAAAAGUGUUGGAAGACAUGAAGAUUUUAUUGUAUUUAUUUUUUUAAGAGUGGGUAAAUUUAAAGUUAUUGCACUUUGAAAAAUCCCCCCCCCCUUUCUGUUCCAGGCACUUUCAGACAAACGCUGCAUUUAUGUGGUGUUGGAUUUAUCAAGUAUGCUCACCUAUGUUGACCGUCCCAUUUGGAGAAACUCUAGAUUCAACACGACCAAACACAGAUGCAAAUUUAACAGUAAAGCUUGAAAUAAAACACAAGCAAAUUUAAGAGAUAUGGAUGUUCCCAUCAUGCAACGGCAUUCAAUUUCCCGUGCUACUUACAUUAAUAUCCUGUGAAGCAGCUAAACAGCACUUGCUAAGGUAUCGCUGGCUCCAUUGAAAACAUUUAAAGGUGCACUAUGUGAUUCUGUGACGCUGUAACACCACCUAGUGGCUAAUGUCGUCCAUGUCUGCAUACAGACUCAAGCAGUCAGGCGCUAAGAGCUAAACAGUGUUUUACUCAUCAUAGUUUGAGGCAAUAUUUUUAUAUCACAACAACAACAAGUUAGUGGGUAUUUCACCCAAAACAAAGAGCUCAAGAUCUCUGCAGUCACUGAGGUCACACGGGAUUGAUAAAUAUUGAUCAGUAACACUUGCAAACCCUGGCCAAUAUUAUGUGUGUGAUGUAUCAGAGGCUGCAGUUUCAGGACCGCAGGACACCAGUCUUCAGUAACCUCUUGGUUAAAUUUGGGCAUAAACCUCCCCUGGUUAAGGUCGUGGAAAGGUGAUGUUUAGGCACCAAAAAUCUGGAAAAAGGACACAGUCUCAGUCACAUACAAAAUGAUCCUGCAACAAUCCUAGAAAUGCGUCCUUUACCUGCACAUUUGAGCAAGUAAAAGUACAUUACAUUAACAUUAACACUGGGAUUUUUUCAAACCCUAAAUACGUGGCCGUGAACUGCUCUGACGAAAGAGGGAGAAACACCCAAAUACACCCGAUAAAUCUGACACCACGUGAAUGCGGGGUCACACCUGGAAAUGCAUCACAAUUGGCUCCCAUCAUUGAAGAAUUACUGAAAUCCGGAGAGUUUAGCAGCAUUGUCACUGCAGGGGGAGUUGACCAGUCAGUGUCUAGCAUAAUGAGGGCGUCAUCUGCAUAUUGACUCAGUUUGCACAGCGACAUCAAACCCAUGAAAACUGUAAAAUAUGGGCAAAUAAACGCAAAGAAGACGCCACACAUUCCCUUCAAUCUCACGGUUUGGUCUGCCGCUUGAGAUAUCCGGGAAUUUACUCGACAUGCUGCCGCAUUCCUGACGUUUUCCGUAUGUAUUCUGGUUCUCAGUGCCGUGCGACGACGUAUUGGGGAAAAAAAAAAAAAAAAAAACUUUGUUUACCGCCUCAGUGUUUCCUCAUUUCCCUGAGGCUGCUGUGAGGCUCUGAACAGCAAACAGACCUGAACCUGAAGCCCGACGCCUCCCAUCACACGGAUGAAAACACCAGCUCGUUAUUUACAAGGCUUCAUCCUAUUAAAGAGCUCCAGUGUUUGUUUUGUUUCUCCACCGCCGAAGCGCUCGAUGUGUUGAGAUGGGACGUGGGUGGGGUGGGUGGGAGAAACAUCGUCGACUCUCCGCCCGAUCGGAGUUCAAGGUCUUCCAGCAUCGAGUUUGGAGGAGUGUGUUGAGGGUGUGUGUGUGUGUGUGUGUGUGUGUCGCUGUUCCCGGUGUGUUGACACGCUGGAGAGGAGCUGCUGAAUUAUCGAUGGGGUCUCUUUACAUAUUUAUCGAGCUCCUGAAGCGCUCCAAAACAGACCGGGGCCACAUGUUGAACUGCAGGUGUAGAAAAAAAAAAAAAAAAAAAAAAAAAAAAAAAAAGAACAGAAAAACAGCUCCAGUAGCCGUCUGUGAUUUUUGUCUGUUCAUGUGAUUUACUCGUAUCUGAUCAUUUUCGAAAGCGUUUUUUCGCCGCUGGAGCCGCGCCGUAGAUGGGAAACGCUGUUAAUAGCCCUUCUUCCUGACCAAGCUGGGAUUGCAUUUAUAUUAAAUGUUCCAGUCCCAAGUUCUGCAAAUCCUAAAUGUCUAUAUGUAUAGGAAGAGAGAGUACCUUACAAUGUGAAAGAGAUGUAUACGCAGACGCAGGCGGGGAGGGCAGGCGGGCGGAGUCUUUACUGCCGUGCAGAGAAAACGCUGAGAGCAUGAAGCCAUUUCCUGGCAAAAUGUUUUAGUCUAGAAAAUGACACCAAAUUUUCAAGACACAACUCCAGGUGAACAUAUCGGCUAUGAAACACUCUCCUUGAAGACAUGUCCAAUAAAUUAAGGGAUUCCUGUCGUGAUAUGGCUGUUGAUUUGGUUGGAUUUUUGUAACGUGACCUUUAUUUAACCAGGAAAAUCUCACUGAGAUUAAAAAAAAUUAAAAGAUUUUACAAUUCUUUCCUGGUCAACACAGGCAGCAGCACAGAUAACAAGAGCAUGCAGUUUGUAAAACUUUAAUUGUAGAUAAGAAAGAAUGAGAUUCCAUGUAAGUCUGUGUUAAAAUUCAACUUGUAAUUUCAUCAUGUGACUGGAAGAUAAUGUUUGAUUGACUAAAUGUGCAGCCCAAAGAGCUUCAUAUUGCAAGAUAAUAAAUAACACACAACACUCAUCAAUAAAAAAAAAUUAUACUUGACUACAAAUGACAACAAAAAAACUAUAAAAUGAUUUAAGAAAGUAAGAGUCAGUAAAAUAAAUAUGUAAACCAGUGAUUAAACUGAAAAACUAAGGCUGGAAUAUUACUCCAAAAUAAAAAGUAUAACAUUGCAUUGAAGAUAUCUUGAAUUCAAAUUUCUCCCUGUAAAAAAAUGUCAUUGCAUUUAUGUUCAGCUGGAGUUUUUACUGGUUUUGGUUGUGGUUUGUAAAGUUGGUGGCAUUUCAGGUUAAUUUCCCUCCUCUUCCUCGGUGUGAAGAUGUGAAGAUGUGAAGAUGUGAAGCGCCUCGACCUCGCCGUAAACACUCGGCCCGCCUCCUCCUCCCCUCUGAGGAUUUACAAAAUGUGCAAAAUGUUUUAUUUUUAUCAUUAUUUCGUUGCUGUUGAGAAACUCAUCUUAUUGCUUUUUGCCGUGCCUCAGAAAAUCUCCCUCAUGUGUGUAACUGUGGAUUUUUUCAUGUAGAGAAGAAUAACUUGUAGAUACUGUGGUACUGUCUUGUCCUGUGCAUUGCUGUCGGUUUUUUCUCUCUUUGGAGUGAUGAGGGUGUGUGUGUGUGUGAGGCGUAUGCAUGUGUGGGCGUCUGUGUGUGUGUGUGUGUGUGCGUGCAUGCGCGUGUGUGUAGAUAAGGUCAGAGUUCAUGUCCAUGUUUUUGUCGAUGGUUGUGACAUUCCAGCAGCAGCCGCCACCUUUUCUAUUAUCCAAAGCCUCUCAAUAAACAUAUCAUCGUGCCA